CUGUCACUGUGCGGCUUGCUGUCAGAGAAUGAAUGUGAGCGGCUAGCAGGCUACUAGCUUUGGCGAUGUGGUCACUCUCAGGAUGAUAUCGCAGCGGGACAGAGGAGAACUCGCUCGGUUUUAUACAGUCACGGACCCGAAGAAGCACCAGAAGGGUUACACGGUGUAUCAAGUCACCGCUCGGAUUAUCUCCAGGAGGAACCCAGAAGAUGUUCAAGAGAUAACAGUGUGGAAGAGAUACAGUGAUUUCCGAAAGCUUCAUCACAAUCUCUGGCAGCUGCACAAGGAUGUAUGUAGCCAGUCAGAGCUGUUUCCACCUUUUGCCAAGGCCAAGGUCUUUGGUCGUUUUGAUGACUCAGUGAUUGAGGAACGAAGACAGUGCUCUGAGGAUCUGCUACAGUUCUCUGCUAAUAUCCCUGCUCUGUACAGCAGUCAGCACAUCCAAGAUUUCUUUAAGGGAGGUGAGGUCCAUGACGGCUCAGAGCUCAUUGGACCAGCUGAGCCCUUUUCAGAUUUCCUGGCAGAUAGUUUAUCAGACUGCAGCUUUGACGUUCAAAGAGACUUCAGUGGUGCAGAUGAUUUGACUAUCACGUCUGAGUAUGGAGGCCCGUCCAUUGACAGUGACUUGACCUCCCUGGUUGUGGAUACAGACUCUUUGGCUGAGCUGGAUGAUGGCAUGGCCUCAGGCCGCACCUCCCCAAACCAGCCACAGGGGGGAGCUUCCCAUAUUAGCAGCAGCUGCAGCCCUCGCUUGCCCUCCCUGCAUGACCACCGCUCCCCAUCUCCUAGCCCAGUCCCUGCCUCCUCAGCCCCUAACCCCGAGGUCAGCUGGCCAGGCCGGAAGCCUCUCUUUUCUGGCACUUUGAAGAAAGUCAGCGGUGGCAAACACAAGGACGUUAAGUCCGACUACCUAGAAAAAGCCAGCGAGCUCAUCUGCGUGGCUGUACAGAAGGAGAAAGAGCAGGACUACCAGGCAGCUUUUUCUUAUUAUCGCAGUGGAGUGGACCUGCUGCUGCAAGGAGUGCAAGGUGAGCCCAGUCCCUCACGACGAGAGGCAGUGAAGAAGAAGACUGCGGAGUACCUGAUGCGUGCAGAACAGAUAUCCAGUCAAUAUCUGAAAAGCAACAUGGGUCAAGGGUCAACGCAAACAGUAGCUUUGGGGGUACAGUGCUGCCCUUCCAGCAGCAGAACAGGCCAGCAGAGUCCAUCUGAUGAGCUGAGAGCAUACAGGGUGUUGGGGGUCAUAGAUAAGGUUCUUCUGGUCAUGGACAAGAGAACAGAAGAGACUUUCAUCCUGAAAGGUCUGAGGAAGAGCAGCGAUUGCGGGCGGACCAAGAGGACCAUCAUGCCUCACUCUGUGCCCCACAUGGUACAGCUGAGGAAGUUUGUCGUCUCUGAAAACACAGUUUUCCUUCUGCUGCAGUACGCCGAGGGUGGAAAACUGUGGUCGCACAUUGAGAAGUACCUAAGUAAUUCAAGCCCGGAGGAGAGCUUUGACAUUGCUUUCAUUCAGAAGAGCCACACAACAGCAGUGCACACCCCACAACCUGCUGUACCACAGCCGGAUACAGACUCAGCCAGUUCAGGUUCAGGGCCCGUCGCUGGUUCUGUUUCUGUCUCGGAGCUGAAGAAAGAGGGAGGAAACGUCCUGGCGCCUCUUAAAAGACUUCUUCCCACCAGGCUUAUCAAACAAACGGGGGCCCAGUCAGACUCUGGAGCCAACUCCGAGGAAGAGUGCACCAACAGUUAUUUGACUCUUUGCAAUGAGUAUGAACAAGACAAAGUAGAACCAGAUGCACUUGAGGAGGAAGAGGCGAGGAGUGAACAGGAAAUGCUGUCACUAGAAGUUCCCGUUGUGACGACCACCACUUCCUCACGUAGCCGAUCGCUGAUGAGCAACGACAGCCUCUCGUCACCUCUCAGCUCUCAGGAACUUGGCUUCUUCACCGAGUCAUCCGACAAAAGUGGCCACACCCACGACAAUGAGCAGGACCACAGCGAGGGACAGGACCAAGGGGAAGUUUUUAGUCCUUUACCCUCUCCUGCCGUGCCCCUGUCACUGGAUCAGUCCAAGCACACGCCAAUGGAGUUUUUCCGUAUUGACAGCAAAGACAGUGCAAGCGAGGUGACAUGUCUCGACUUUGGAGAGCAGCGCCCCCCUAAUAAGCAGGUCCCGCUUUUGUCUACGUCCGACCUGGGCUCGGACAUCCCCGAAGAUCUUCCAGAGCUGGCUCAGGAGGUCAAGGGCCACAGCUCGGAGCUUUGGUCGUUAGAUUGCAGUGAUAAAGGCUCCAAUGAGUCAGUGCCAGUCAUCUCAUUUAAAGAGGCGGUAGUGGCGGACGAUGGUCACCCACCUGAUCUCCUGGUCAACCUUCCUGCAAUGAGUGGGACCGUGGACUCGUCACAGGAGGAACUGGAGACCUCGGGAGUGUGUCUGGGCCUCGAGGCCACAGCCUCUCCUCAGAAGUGCAUCCAGCCAGAUGUUUUACAGCUUCACAGCCAGCCGGAGGAGGAGGAGGAGCAGACACUGGAGCAGGAGCUGUCAUCUCUGUGUACAGCCUCUGCAGCCUGCGACACCAGUGUUGCCUCCUCCUCUCCCCUCAACUCAUUGUGGGACGACUACAGCCUAGCAUUUGGCAUAGAGGCCUCUGACAAAAUGGUUUUUGAUGAAUGCCAAAAUAAUGACCUUCCUCUCGACGCAGACAUUUCAGGAGCUGACUCAAGUAGCGAAAAACCAGAAGCCAGUACGAGAAUAAACACAGACCACAGUGCAGCCUCUAUCCCAGACGCGUACGGGACAGAGGCCUGUGCUGUGGUCGAGGGUUUAUUACAUCUUGAUGGUGAAUUAUCAGGAAUGGUUAGCAAUAAAAGUGUCAUCGAGUUUGAUAAAGAAGUAUCGCGGCUGUUCGCGAAGCUGGACGAGCUGUCGCUGGCUGCAUCCCAAGCCCGUAUACCGGAGGAGUUUGUCCAACGCUGGGCUGUGGAGAUGGUGACAGCUCUGGAUUCACUGCACCAAGAAGGUAUCAUCUGUCGAGACCUGAACCCCAACAACAUCCUGCUCGACCACCAAGGUCACGUUCAGAUCACCUACUUCUGUAGCUGGAGUGAUGUGGAAGAGUCCUGUGACAAAGACGCCAUUGCCAAUAUGUACUGUGCACCAGAGGUGGGAGGUAUCAGUGAGGAAACGGCAGCGUGUGAUUGGUGGAGUUUGGGCGCCAUCCUGUUUGAGCUCCUGACGGGCAUGUCUCUGCUGCGGUGCCAUCCAGCAGGAAUCAGUCGCCACACGGCUCUCAGCAUCCCCGAGUCUGUUUCAAAGGAGGCCAGAUCUCUGCUCGAGCAGCUGCUCCAGUACAACCCAAUGGAGCGACUGGGGGCAGGAGCGGGAGGCGUGGACGAUAUUAAAGCCCACCCUUUCUUUGCCAGAGUAAACUGGUCCAAGUAGACGCUAGGCAUUGUGUGACUGUGGAAAAAGCUGAGCUGCAUGCUGGGAAACGCGGUCCCAAUUGAACGCUUUUGGAGACUGGAAACACAAGUAGAUAUACAGUAAAUUAUGCAUCUCUGCACACGUCCCAUUUUGUUCUUUCCCCAUUUACUUGUCUGAUUCUUUUUUUAAUCUUUUUUAAUAGAAUUGGCGAAGCAUCAGUAUUAUCUUCCCUGCACACUGCUUAUUUCUUAGGGUUUAACACUUAAACAACAUGUGUGGUGCAAUAAUUUUCACAGAAAGUGUGUGAGUGAUGAUCCACUGCAGUGUUGCUGCUCCUUGUGCCGAAGCCAAAAUAACAACUAAAAGCGAGAGGUGACAUUUUGUCCUUGUGUUUCACUGCAUUUAUUUAACACGGUUUGUUAAUUUUGUUUCAAACUGACGCAAUUCACUUUUCUUAAAGACCCAUGUGCAAUAAACUCCAUUUGUCGCCACCUUAACACUUAAGUCAUUCCUCAUGAAGCCCACUGAGAUUUAAUUGUGCUGGGCUGAGCUUCUGCUUCGAUGACAGGGUUGUGCCGUUGCUCUGAUCUACAAACCGAUAUCUAAUUUCUUACAUGUUAAGUUUUUUGUGACCAACCCCCUUUUUACUGACAACCAGCCCAAGAACAAUAAGACACUAUGCAAAGCAGAAUGAACAAAAUCUACUGAGGCAAGAGACAGAUUUAGAUUCUGAUUGAAUAUUAGUCAGAAUAGAUUUGAGUUAUUUAAUAGAUUUUUGCAAGAAAAGGUUUAAAGUUUUUGUAGACCAAACUGUAUGUAAAGAUGGACGACCUGGCUAAAAAUUAAACUGAAAUAUCCUGGAUAGCAGCGCUGCCAUCCUGCACAUUUGGAGUCUGCGCAGUUACCAUUGGGAGGAGGCGGGGUUAACUGACUAGGUGUUGAUCAAGAUGCUUUGGCCUCACAGUUUUGGAGCAAUCAUGUCGUCCAUCUUUAUUUAUAGUCGGCAGCGAGUUGUUCAUUCUGGAAAUGAAGAAUAAUAAUGAGAGAGCAAACUUAAACCAUAUUUGACACUGGUUUAACACACUAUUUUAGUAAGUGAAAACGUUUUUGUGCACGUAAGAAUAUGAUUUAAGUAAUGUAUUUAAUACUAUGAAGAAAAACAAAUCCAUCGGUCAACAAGUAAUGUGUGUUCUGUAAAUAUACCUUUUUAAAGGAUGUGCUGAGUGAAAGAUGAACACGUUUGGUCAAAGCCAAGAUUAUCUUGUCAAUCACACACGGCCUGAUCAAUCACAUCCUUGUUUAUUUGACUGUGUGUUUUGUGUUUUAAAGCAGCACUUCCUCUAACCUGCCACGUAUUGAUUUUAUAAACCUGUAAUAACUGAAGAUGAGACGAAUGCAUUUCUCUUAACCACACUCAGAUAAUCACUCCUGUUUCCGCCACAGUGUAAAAAUGUUUCCUAACAGAAAUAAUAAGAUCCAUUUCCCACUAAUUAACCUUUUUAUCAGACACAAACUUCGCAGUGAGAUGAGAUUGAUGUUUUUUUUCCUGGUUUCCUAUUGAAUGCUCCCUCUCGUCUGUGUGUGUGUGUCUGUACUGGUCUGUCAGUGCAUUCUGGAAAACAAUAAACAUACCUGGAGGAGCACAUGAA
Molecule: messenger RNA, 5073 nt
Organism: Pleuronectes platessa (European plaice)
Lineage: Eukaryota; Metazoa; Chordata; Actinopteri; Pleuronectiformes; Pleuronectidae
Gene: rps6kc1
Product: ribosomal protein S6 kinase polypeptide 1
Exons: 16
Coding region: 83-3442 (1119 amino acids)
Biological process (GO): protein phosphorylation
Cellular component (GO): early endosome
Molecular function (GO): phosphatidylinositol binding; ATP binding; protein kinase activity
Source: RefSeq, a predicted model, not a curated record